Molecule: messenger RNA, 2669 nt
Organism: Sus scrofa (pig)
Lineage: Eukaryota; Metazoa; Chordata; Mammalia; Artiodactyla; Suidae
Source: RefSeq, a predicted model, not a curated record
CUAAGCAAGGCCAGGGAUUGAAUUGGCCUCCAUGGAUACUAGUUUGGUUCAUAACCCACUGAGCCACAGGGGCAACUCCCCGGGCUCUUUUGCCUUUAGGCAGCCUACCUGCUCAUGAGUGGAGCUGUGUCCCGUUCCAGUUAUUCGUUUGGCCUGAGGCAUCUCAGCACUGUGUGGGUAGGCUGUUGGGUACAGCCAACUCUUAAUGCUAAUAAGGCAAUAAGUCAGCCUCCAGGAAGAUUCCCAGCUGACUAUUCCCCAGUUUGCAGCCGCCCCACCAUCACCUCCAGGAGUCUCUCCAAGACCAGAAACACCAAUUAAGAUUGAGGCCAAAGUGCUUCCCAUACUUCUGUCUUCUGCCUCCUGACCCAAACUUGGUACUCUUCCUGUGGCCCUGGAUGUUUUCAAAGUGAUCAUGAGACCAAGCUUCUGAUUCACACCAGGCUUCUAAUCAAUAGGGAAAAAUUUUGGCCACUUGAAUGAAAAUUUGGAUUUAAUAGGACAACUGGCCACAAACUCAAAGGAAGAGCUGAAUAAUUCAGCUUCAAGGAGACAGAAAAGCAUGGACUUUCACUCUGAAGGCUGCUAUUAAGGCCAACCUUUUGAUGUGGACCCUCCUUCUUUGUUGAGUAACCUUCUGAUUGAUGGGAAACAGAUGAGAAAAAAGUCUGUUCAUCCUUUUCAGUCAACUGACAAUGAUGUGAAAAAAGAAGUUAACACUGAGAAUUUAAUGACUAAUUUAUCAAAUUCAUAUGCUUCAGAUUUGUUGCCAUCCAAAGAUGACAAAGAUUUAACAAAAUGUUUUCUGCUACAAGUGGUAAAUAUUCUUCUGCACUACAUCGAAAAAACUUUUGAUGUCAAGAGUAAGAUAUUGGACUUUCAUCAUCCUCAUCAACUUCUUGAAGGUUUGGAUGGGUUUAACUUACAACUGUCUGACCAUGCUGAGUCUCUGGAGCAGUUGCUUGUUGAUUGCACAGAUACCUUAAAAUAUGGCGUUAAAACAGGACAUCCUCGCUAUUUUAAUCAGCUCUCCAGUGGGCUGGAUGUGAUUGGACUUGCAGGAGAAUGGUUGACAGCCACUGCAAAUACCAACAUGUUUACAUAUGAAAUAGCUCCAGUAUUUACUGUCAUGGAAACAAUUCUGCUCAAGAAAAUGUGUGAAAUUAUUGGCUGGGGAGAAACAGAAGCGGAUGGAAUAUUUUCACCUGGUGGGAGUAUAUCGAACCUCUAUGGUAUAUUAGUAGCUCGUUAUAAGCAAUACCCAGAGAUAAGAACAAAAGGCAUGAGAGCACUUCCAUGCAUUGUAUUAUUUGUUUCCGAACAAGGUCAUUAUUCAGUAAAAAAAGCUGCAGCAAUCCUUGGUAUUGGAACUGAUAAUGUAAUUGAAGUAAAAUGUGAUGAGCGGGGAAAGAUGAUUCCAGCUGAGUUAGAGAAAAAUGUAUUACAAGCUAAAAGAAAGGGCCAAACUCCUUUUUGUGUCACUGCCACUGCUGGCAGCACAGUGUUUGGCGCCUUCGACCCUCUUCACAACAUUGCAGACAUUUGUGAGAUGCACAAACUCUGGAUGCAUGUGGAUGCAGCGUGGGGAGGUGGAUUGUUGCUGUCCAGAGACCAUUCCUAUAAACUCAGCGGCAUUGAAAGGGCCAACUCUGUGACCUGGAAUCCACAUAAACUCAUGGGUGUCCCCCUUCAGUGCUCUGCUAUCUUGAUCCGGGAAAAAGGACUUCUGGGAGCAUGCAACCAGAUGGGAGCUGGAUACCUUUUCCAGCCUGAUAAACUCUACAAUGUUGACUUUGACACUGGGGAUAAAGCUAUUCAGUGCGGGCGACAUGUUGAUAUCUUUAAGCUGUGGUUAAUGUGGAAGGCAAGGGGAACAUAUGGCUUUGAAGCACAGAUCAACAGAUAUAUGGAACUUGCAAAAUACUUUUAUAAAGUUUUAAAGAAAAAAGAUAACUUUAAGCUUGUGUUUGAUGCAGAGCCCGAAUUCACCAAUGUCUGCUUCUGGUACUUCCCACCAAGACUUAAACAUAUUCCAAAAGGUUUUGAAAGGGAUCAAGAACUACAAAAGAUUGCUCCAAAGAUUAAAGCACAGAUGAUAGAGGAAGGUACAGCCAUGAUAAGCUACCAGCCAUGUGGGGACAAAGUAAAUUUUUUUCGAAUGGUCUUUUCUAAUCCUGCCACAAGACAAAGAGAUGUUGACUAUCUUAUUGAUGAAAUUCAAAGACUUGGGAAAGAUUUAUGAUGCUGCAAUAUGAACUUGUAUACCAAAUGUAAACAUCAACCUAAAAAAAAAAUCUGCUCAAGAUAACAAGAAAGGAACAGUAUAAAUAAUAUCCUCUUUAGAACAUUUGAUUCUCUUUAAUCCUAUGCUAUCCAAGAUGAUGAAAAGGGAGUGGGUUCAUUGAAGACAGAUAGAUAGAUAAUGGAUUCAGAUUUGUUUAUGUCUUUGUUGUUUUCAUUAAUUUAAUAAAAAUAUUGAAAAUCUGUUAAAUGUCAGGGACUUGUAUUGGUGUGCUUACAUCAGUAAAUAAGAAAGAUGAAAAUCCUUCCUCUUAUAAAGAAGUUCCAUUGUGAACAUUCAGUAAGUUAGCAUAUAUUUACACGAUUGAAUUAACUGCAUAAUGACUUUUUGUGCUGAAAUCAUUUUCUUUCUUUUUUUUUUUUUUAAG